This is a messenger RNA of Scheffersomyces stipitis CBS 6054, 3005 nucleotides long. RefSeq lists its product as uncharacterized. The transcript is spliced from 5 exons. The record is from RefSeq and is a predicted model, not a curated record. Lineage: Eukaryota; Fungi; Ascomycota; Pichiomycetes; Serinales; Debaryomycetaceae. The coding region runs from base 189 to 3005 and encodes 938 amino acids.
UGAAGAAUAUAUAAAGCCCAGAGGAUUCCCUCUAGUUUAAACAGAUUUUAAAUAGUUCUUCAGUGAUUAAUAUAACUCCAUAUCCAUUAAUCCAUUUCUAAGUCCAAAAGGAAAACCGGCCUACCCAUAUACAGGUUUCCCGUCAGAUUAGAAGUCAAAGUUGCAACCAUUUUUAAGCCAACCCAAAAAUGUCCUCCUCUUUAGCUGCUGAAGUUUACGACAAGUUCGAAAAUGAAUUCGUUGAUUGUCAAUCUCCAACUGAACCCAAGGCCUUGACUGAUGAAUCAUUAGUCCCUGUCCUGAAGGGUGAGUUUGAUAAAAAAUUCAACGAAAUCGACGAAAGGUUCAAUGAGGUAAACAAAAACCUUACGAACUUAAUUAACAAGCUUAAUCUCGGAGAAGUUCCAAACAAGGAACCAAAGGGUAAGGAAAAGGCUGAUGCUACAAAUGCUGGUAAUGGAUCAGAGUCCCAAUCAGAUUCGGAGUCAUCGCUGGAUUCUGACGAAGACCUGCUGGAAAAUAUUAACACUCCUAUAUCCGAGACCCUUGAAAGAGGUAAGGGAUAUAGUACUUCGAAUUCUAAAGAAGAAAUUAGAAGGUCGGUAUGGAGACUAAUUGAUAAAUAUGAAGACCAACUUCAAAAGUUGCCAGAAUUGGAUACAAGCCCUGAGACUAUAGCCAAGUAUAAGACCACACUCAAACGCGUCUACACUCGGAUUCCGCCAUUAAAGGAGAUCAUAUUGAAUGACUUUAACCUCAAAUCAACCUCAAAAGACACGGUUUUUCUUGACGGUCAUAGUACAGCCAAUAAGGUAUACUUCUAUAAAUUAGUGGCCGAAAAUAUAGCAAGUAUCCUAAGCGAAAACACAGCAACAGCUUUUGAAAACGAAGCUGGAAAUGUUACAUUGAAGAAAAUCAUCGGAUACAUCGAAACUCACGAUGGUAAUGAUUGUUCAGCACAGAUCAUUGAAUAUAUCAAGAAGUUUAAAAAGAUCGAAAGACUCACCAAUACUUCAGAUAUUGAGAAUCAUCUUGUACGUAUAACUUCCGUUACCGAUCGUCAGAUUACCCAGUUCUUAAAAACAUUAAACUCCCGCGAUGCUAUUGCCUACUUCAUAUAUGUCAACAACAGUAACGAAUCAAAUGUCAAAGCUUUAGGUAGACAACUAAAUGAACAAUACCAAGCUUUUAAAAAUGAUUCAUCAAAGGUUGCAGCUCCACUCAGACAUACAUUUCUUAAAAUGAGAUCCGAUUCAAAUUUUAUUGAUAUGCCUCUGAAUUCGUCGGAUAAACAACUUCAAAAUAAGAAAAGUCAUACACAUGGAUACAAAAAGAACCAAAAUUACACUGAAUCACAAAAGAACAGUUGUUCAAGAACGUGUGUUAAUUCCACAAAAUUAUUGCAUGAUAUAACCUAUGAGCCUAAAGGCCAAGGUACAUCAUUUCGUGUUGCUGACGGAAGAACCGUACGAGCUAUUGCAAAAGACCCAAAAGUAUCUAUCUCCAACGUUAUGGUCGUCCCUGAAAUCUCUUGUAAUCUCAUAUCAGUUGGCCAACUACUUGAACAAGGAUGGACAACCGUUCUCACAGACGACGGAGCCUAUAUUGCCAAUAGUGAACACAUGCUCAAAGUUGCUAAUAGAAAGAAUAAUCUUUUCAUUUCUAAACUUUCUGCCAAAAAUAAUAUCGAAUCACUUCAUUUUUUUGAAGAGGAAUAUUCCACAAUACAUAAUAUUCCUGCUGAAGUUGCCGAACUACACGGCCCCCAAGACUGGUUUUAUCACCAUCUACAAUGCAGUCAUAUGGCAAUUUCAAAUUUACAAUCCCUUGCAAAAAUGGGAUUUAUUAAGGUAGUUGAUACGGAAGAGAGUAUCCGUAGGGAGGCGAACGAAGUUAAAGCGACCUUGAAUGCCCAAGUCGCUGCUGCUCAAUUUAAACUUAAUCAAGAAGCCCAUGACUAUGAUACUUUUGAAUCCGUUCGACAGGAAAAUGUACCUUCCACAUCAGCGGGCAUCCACGAAAAAUCAGCCGUGAUGACCCGUGGUAUUUCAGAAGCAAGGAGGGAUCCGUCGCCCACGGAUAAUUGUUCAACUGAUCCUCAACCCUCUUUCCUGAUCUUAGCCAAGAAACAUCCCGAAGUGUACACGAACGUUACUAACAAAUUUCCUUGGAUGACAAAUCCUGAACAUCCAAAACCUAUUACUACUACAGAUAAGACUCAUAGAGAGAGCACGAGCACUGCAAUUAAUUCGUCCACAUUAGUGAGGGGGACAAACGUACGAACACCUACCCCAGUCAAUAAACAGGUAGCUCCUGUAUCCGGAGAGGAUAUCCAGAGAGAUACUCCACUGGGCUAUAAAUCCGACUCAGGCAUAACUUCUACUCAAAGAGAGCAGAAGGCUGAUGAAACCAAAUAUGAACUCAUUAAUGAAGAUGCACCCGUUGCAACAUUAAAAGAAUCUCAAAAUCCUGCCUCAAAGCAAAUUAUUGUUAAAGAUCAUAACAAUAAAAGCGAUAAUGCAAAUGAUAAGCACAUCCCAGCUGCAAUUGAAAUUACCGAACUCAAUUCAGAUACGAAAUCGUCUAAAGACACUGGUAACGUCAAGACGAAACAUGGCAUUGUUCAACCGAUUGACAAUCAAGGGGAGAGCACAACUAUCAAGAAUGAGCCAGAGAUGAUUCAAGCACCUUCAAACAGAGACGUCCGAGCUUUGAAACGUCAAAGAAUGCAAGAGGGACUCACACCAGAACCAUCAGUUAAAUUAAAGCGGUCACCCAAUUUUACUCCGGAAAGUAAGACACUUAAAACAAGGACAAAGACGCAUCCGGGCCAAAAGAGCAGCGUCUAUUCUGUAUCAGCUAAAACUAAAACUGAUACAGAAGGGGGCGACAAUAAAAGACAGAGGAAAACAUCACCAGACUUCCUGAGUAUAAGCACAAUCAACCUUAUGGCCAGUUUGAUUGAGUCUAGAUCAACUGACGUGCACAUUGCUUAUUCUCAUUGA